AACUCGUGGUUAUUGGUAUCAUUAACCAAUGCCUCUUGUGGCGUAAUCUUUGGAGAGUUCAUCAUUCAAUUCGAAUGAGAUCUACGUAUAAAAGUAGAUAAUAUAGGAGUAAACAGAUUAGCAGCAGUACUUUUACCGAGCAAGUGAUGGAUAUUUCUAAAAUUAUUGAUUUUUUGGAAAAACCUCUAAACAAUAGAGCAGAUACACAAAAAUCAGAAUCAGAAUUUCCUAGCGACGGAGAUGAGUCAAUUCGAUCGGAUGGAUCAAGAUGUGAGCAUACUUUUAGUCCGGGACUUGUGCUGAAAAUAUUUUGCAUCCAUUGGUUCGUGGCGUUGGGUAUAUUCGGAGCCGGAGUGUACUUCAUGCGCAGCCAGCCUACUUGCCAACGGUACUCGCUGUUGAUAUACCUGCAGGCCGGCUAUUGGCUGUUUACGGAUGUUUUGCUCAAGUCGAUCAAAUCGGACUGUCGAAAGCUGUUCGAUCGGGAUCGCCAACUGUACGAUAUGCUCAAAAGUUACCGAUCGAAACCGCUCGCCAUCGUUACCGGAUUUAAGUCCAUACUGCUGGGAAUGCAGGGUAUCACCAGCGAGAACUUCAUGAAAGUUGACUGUGACAGCCUAGGCGAAUCUACCUGACUUUUUAUGGUUCUAUUUAUUGGACUGGAAACGUUCUGCCUGUCGGCGUAUUAUGUUCCGGCUGUUGGUAAGUGCACAAAAAGAUAACUGUUAACUAGUCCGAGUAAUAUUUUUUUAUCACCGUAGUUCAACUGCUGGGAAUGUUGUUUCGGGGUCCGAAAAUUUUGAAAACUAAGGUAGCGUCCAGCGAGGAUGAUAAACUGAGCAAGACUAUAUUACUCGAACUACUACGGGAAAAUUCAAGACGUUUAAAACAAGUGGAGGAAGAACUCAAAAGAAACAAACGGAAACUGGUCCGAAGUAUCACUCUAGAUGAAACCGGCUGCGAAAAAUUGUCUGAAGACAUUUUAUAAAAUGA
Messenger RNA from Uranotaenia lowii, 993 nucleotides. RefSeq lists its product as uncharacterized. NCBI's taxonomy places the organism in Eukaryota, Metazoa, Arthropoda, Insecta, Diptera, Culicidae. The record is from RefSeq and is a predicted model, not a curated record. Bases 147 to 635 code for a protein of 162 amino acids. The transcript is spliced from 2 exons.